AUGAUAUUGGAUCAUCAGUUGACACUCACUACAACUCCUCUGUAUGGAUUCACAGGAGAUAGCAUCACUCUAAAGGGAAAGAUAACGCUUGCAGUGAAGAUGGGAGAGUCUCUCCAAACUACGAUGAACUUCAUGGAGUUCUUCAUUGUCGAUAAUCAAUCGACUUACCAUGGAGUAUUAGGUAGGCCAGCCCUAAAGGAAUUGGGAGCAGUCUCCUCCAUCCACCACCUGUGCAUGAAAUUCUCGACGGAAAAUGGGGUAGCAACGGUGAGAGGUGACCAAAGAGGGUCGAGAGAGUGUUAUCUAAGCUCCAUAAAAAAGGUAGAGCCCCGGGACGUCCAUGUAAUCAUAGCCGAUAUAGUCAUGGCAGACGUCCCAGGUGAUGCUCCAACUGAACCACAAGAUAUCGAUAUGAUAUAUGCACCACCCAAUUCGGAGGUCUUGGUCAUUGACGAGAUCGAUCCCCGCAUAAUUGAACACGAACCUCAAGCAUUCCCAGUCGGGAACUUGAAAACUUCUUGGUACGAGGCUUUGAAGGAAGAGGUUCAUAAGCUCAUCCAAAACGGCUUUAUUAGGGAGGCUACCUAUCCGAGGAUAAUGCCCUUCGGGUUGAAAAAUGUCGAAGCGACUUAUCAAAGGCUCGUCAACAAAAUGUUUAUAGACCUCAUCGGCAAGAUGAUAUAUAGGAUGAUGCUCAAUCCCCUCAAGUGCGCCUUUGGAGUGGCUUCCGGCAAAUUCUUGGGAUACAUGGUCAAUCAACGCAGAAUUGAAGCCAACCUGGAGAAGAUUGAGGCCCUAUACAAGAUGAGAGGUCUUUCAAGGCCUGAAAAGGCACCUGGGGCAGGCCCCCUCCUCUCCAAGCCGAAGCCCGAAGAGAUCCUACAACUAUACCUGGUCGUAUCAAAUGAGGCCAUCAGUUCGGUUCUGACUCGAGAAGAAGGAACCACCCAACUUCCAGUUUAUUAUACAAGUAAAGCACUCCUAUCGCCGGAAACCCGUUAUCCCGAUAUGGAGAAGCUCGCUUUGGCCUUGAUCAAGGCCUUCAGGAAAUUAAGACCCUACUUCCAAGCUCACACCAUCCACGUGCUGACAAACUUUCGCCUAAGGCAAGUGCUCCGAAAACUUGAUGCCUCAGGAAGAUUGUUGAAGUGGGCAGUGGAGCUAAGCGAAUUUGACCUCGUGUUCAAGGCUAGGGCAGCCAUCAAGGGUCAGGCCUUGGCUGACUUUGUGGCAGAAUUCACCAACUUACCCGAGGUAGAUGAAAUCAUGGAUCCCGUCGAGCCCCCUACAUGGAACUUAUUCGUGGAUGGGUUGGCCGGAGACACCGACUCAGGAGCUAGAGUGGUCCUCAUCAAUCCUGAAGGUCACAAGCUAAACUCAACGAUGAGGUUCGGGUUCAAGGCCACUAACAAUGUAGAAGAAUACGAGGCACUACUUGCAGGCCUCAGGCUGGCCAAGGAAAUGCAAGUAAAGAGGCUCUUCAUAAGUAGUGACUCCCAGCUAGUUAUUAACCAAGUAAAUGGUAACUUCUUAACCAAGGACAAAACAAUGGCCUCCUACCUGAAAAUGGUGAUGAACCUCAUCCCAUCUUUUGAAAAAUUUGAACUGACCCAGAUCCCUUGCAUCGAAAAUUCUCAUGCAGAUGCACUAUCCAAGCUCACUAGUAGCAAAGAUUCAGAACAACUCACGGUAGUACCCAUAAAGCACCUCCUCUUACCAUCGACCGAGGCCCCCAAUGUCAUGUGGGAGGAGGUCAGCCCACUUCCUCUCGUUGAUGAUGUUCUCUAUAAGAGGAGCUUCUCCUCCCCACUCUUGAGAUGUGUUGGGGGACAAAAGGCUACUUACACAUUAAGAGAAGUCCAUGAGGGUGUGUGUGACAAUAACUCCGGAGGUCUAUCUUUAGCGCAAAAAAUAUUGAGGCAAGGCCCUUGGCCUUUCUCGAAGUGGGGUGUGGACUUCAUGGGUCUUCUACCUAAAGGUAGAGGAGGUGCAAGCUUUGCGCUUGUGGCCAUCGAUUACUUUAACAAAUGGGUUGAGACAAUGGUAGACAAUUCGACAACAAGAAGGUUAGAGCACUAUGCAAGGAACUCGGCAUCAAGAAACAUUUCUCCACGCCUCACCACCCACAAGCAAAUGACCAGGUUGAGGCUGUCAACAAAACAAUCAAACAAGUCCCUAAAAGGAAGCUUGAUGUGUCAAAGAGGGCCUGGGUGGAUGAGCUGCCACAAAUACUUUGCGCGAUCUGAACCACCACGAGGACCGAAAACACCCUUCCUCAUGGCAUUUGGAACUGAGGCGAUGAGCCCCGUUGAGGUCGGACUCCCGUCUCCAAGACGUCUGCAUUUUAGUGAGAUGACAAACGAUGAGCUUAGGAGGUGCGACCUCAACUUCAUUGAUGAAAGAAUAGAUGACUCCCAGUUGUAG
This is a messenger RNA of Olea europaea var. sylvestris, 2424 nucleotides long. RefSeq lists its product as uncharacterized. Lineage: Eukaryota; Viridiplantae; Streptophyta; Magnoliopsida; Lamiales; Oleaceae. The record is from RefSeq and is a predicted model, not a curated record. Gene Ontology annotation, molecular function: nucleic acid binding; RNA-DNA hybrid ribonuclease activity. Bases 1 to 2424 code for a protein of 807 amino acids. The transcript has 8 exons.